This is a messenger RNA of Cololabis saira (Pacific saury), 1705 nucleotides long. Its product is annotated as cytochrome P450 2J4-like. Bases 71 to 1567 code for a protein of 498 amino acids. Gene Ontology annotation, cellular component: cytoplasm; intracellular membrane-bounded organelle. Gene Ontology annotation, biological process: xenobiotic metabolic process. Gene Ontology annotation, molecular function: oxidoreductase activity, acting on paired donors, with incorporation or reduction of molecular oxygen, reduced flavin or flavoprotein as one donor, and incorporation of one atom of oxygen; heme binding; iron ion binding. Lineage: Eukaryota; Metazoa; Chordata; Actinopteri; Beloniformes; Belonidae. The transcript has 9 exons. The record is from RefSeq and is a predicted model, not a curated record.
UUAUUAAUUAACAGCGCACAUUACGGACCUCAUGUUGUGGUAAACGCAGGUGGAACUGAGAAGAAAGAAAAUGGUGACUCUUUACGAUGCUCUCGGAUUGGAGUGGAUUGACAGCCUCAGCAUUUUGAUAUUUAUCAGUGUCUUUCUGCUACUGAGUGAUAUUUUGAAGAACAGGAGGCCGAAAAACUUUCCUCCUGGCCCCCGGGAUCUUCCUUUCAUUGGGGAUCUUCAUCGAAUCCAACCAGCCAGACUUCACCUGCAGUUCACGGAGUUUGCAGAGAAAUAUGGCAACGUUUUCAGCCUUCGUCUCUUCGGUGGAAGGAUUGUGAUCAUUAAUGGCUACAAACACGUGAAAGAAGCCUUGGUGCAACAAGGGGAAGACUUCACAGAUCGGCCUGAUAUUCCCUUGUUUAAGGAACUAAUGGAAAAUAAAGGUAUUGUGAUACCAAAUGGAUAUUUAUGGAAACAGCAGAGGAGAUUCGCUCUUCAUACACUCAGAAACUUUGGUCUGGGCAAGAAAACCCUGGAGAUCUUCAUCCAACAGGAGUGUCGAUACCUAGCUGAAGCUUUUGCAGAUCAGCAAGAUCAGCCUUUCAGUACCCAGCCAUUAAUAUAUAAUGCUGUGUCCAACAUCAUCUGCUGUUUGGUGUUUGGGAAUCGAUUUGAGUAUGCUGACAAGCGGUACCAGAGUAUUCUCCACUGUUUGAAUGAGAUUGUACGCUUGCAGGGAGGUUUUGUGGUGCAGAUGUACAACACAGUACCUUGGCUUAUGAAGUGGCUUCCUGGAUCUCAUCAGAAAAUAUUUGCUCUGUUCAAAACAAUAAGAGACUUUGUAGAAAUCAAGAUUAAAGAACACAAAGAGACCAUUGACCCAUCAUCUCCAAGAGACUACAUUGACUCCUUCCUCAUUGAGAUGGAAAAGAAUCCGGACAAAGAUGCUGGUUUUGAUCUCGACAAUUUGUGUUUUUGCACUCUCGACCUGUUUCUAGCUGGAACUGAAACCACCAGUACUACUUUAAACUGGGGGAUGCUGUACAUGAUCUACUACCCUGACAUACAAGAGAGAGUCCAGGCUGAAAUAGAUGCCGUGAUUGGUUCCUCCAGACAGCCCUCGAUGUCUGACAGAGAAAACAUGCCCUACACCAACGCAGUCAUCCACGAGAUCCAGAGAAUGGGCAACAUCGUCCCGCUCAAUGUGGCUCACAUGACAAGCAAGGACACAGUCCUAGGUGGAUACACAAUUCCAAAGGGCACCAUGGUCCUACCUACACUGAACUCGGUCCUACAUGAUGAGUCAAUGUGGGAAACUCCACACACUUUCAACCCUCAACACUUCCUGGACCAGGAUGGUAAAUUCAGGAAGAGAGAGGCUUUUCUACCUUUUUCUGCAGGUCAACGUGUGUGUCUCGGGGAGCAGCUGGCCAGGAUGGAGUUAUUCCUCUUUUUCACCUCCCUCCUUCAGAGGUUUUCUUACUCUGCUCCUGCUGGAGAGCAGCCUAGUCUGGAGUUCAAGCUGGGAGGCAUCCGAGGCCCCAAACCUUACCGCCUCUGUGUUGUAUCACGUUGAAACAUCAACUUUCCCAAAUUGAUGACAAAGAGUCACGAUGUCCUGCUACAUGUGUUUUGUAAUGAAAAUGGUAAAGAAAAUGGUUUGUUUCAUUGUUCAAGGUCCACUAAACAGGAAAAUAAAGUACAGUGGAGUCAG